Clupea harengus (Atlantic herring) is the source of this 2178-nucleotide messenger RNA. RefSeq names its product microfibril associated protein 2 (gene mfap2). Gene Ontology annotation, cellular component: microfibril. Gene Ontology annotation, biological process: embryonic eye morphogenesis. Lineage: Eukaryota; Metazoa; Chordata; Actinopteri; Clupeiformes; Clupeidae. The record is from RefSeq and is a predicted model, not a curated record.
CCGCUAGAGCUCCCUACGACGCCUCUUGGUUUGGUAGCCUCUUACAGCAAGCGGUAGGAAAGGGUGGUUUUCAUCGCACCCAAGUGGCAGCUGACUGCCCGGCUCAUACCUGGACAUUAACCAAAACACGGGGCAGCUUGAUCUGAAUUUUGUGUGGUUCAGGCUAAAGGCCUCCCCUGUGGAACCAUGACCUUGUCUGCUAUCUCCUGAGUCUGACAAGACCGCGAGGCGUAGUUCAUUCGACCACAUUAGAUCUACCUAAAAAUCACCAAUAUUAUCUCCUUAGAAAAUGUAUUGGGUUAACUCAAGUCUUCAUAUGCUAAAUGCUGCAGCUAUAGACAUGUUGUCUGUCAUAACGACUUAUGUAAAGGCCGACUGUUUGCACCACAUGAUAAUUAUCGACAGCCACAGUGAUGCACGGUUCAAUGAAUCAUGUAGCCCAGCUGAAAUGAAAAAGGACACAUUAACCAUUUCCCUUACUCGUGAAUGGAGCAGAUGCCAGACUCAACAAAUGGUUCACAGUAGGAGACCUUACACCCUGAGCGACCAUAUGGGAACAAGCGGUGUUGGGAUGAACCCUAGUUCGGACACAAAUCUACGCCGAGAUAACUGACAAGGUUGAAUGAUUUGAGUUAAAUUAGCGUCAGCAGUGGUUCCCACUUAACGACACGUCAGGAAAUAAUAAACUGAAAAUCCGUUGUCCCGCAGUUACAAAUUAUAUACAUUAAUGUUAUAUGCUGUGGCUAAUGGUUAUGAUUCCGACUGAUCCAUUUGAGAGAAAGUGUGAUAUUGAACUGUGUGUUUGAUUGGCGUUAGGCCCCGCUGCCUUUGGGCGGGAGGGGGAGCCUGUAGGUGGGGCAGUAGGAUGUGGCGCUCGGUCAGACGGUGCAUCAGAGCAGCGCAGAGUUGAGGACCGCUUCAGAGUAAACCAGAGUCUAGCUACCUCUUCAUUGUGAGCAACCAUGAAAGUUAACUGCCUCCUUCUCCUCGCCAUACCUGUGCUUGUAGUUGCUCAGUUUGCCCAAGCUCAAGACUACUUUCCACUCGAGGACUAUAACUAUGGGGACAACCCAGACUUGGAUGCCUCUCCUCAGCAACAGAUCCUCCUGGAGCCUGCCGUUGUGCCUGGACAAUCUGGGGCGGAUUUCACAACUGAGCCAACCGAACCAGGCCCUCUUGAUUGCCGUGAGGAGCAGUACCCAUGCACCAGGCUCUACUCCGUCCACCAGCCCUGCAAGCAAUGCCUCAACAGCCUCUGCUUCUACAGUCUGCGCAGAGUGUAUGUGAUAAACAAGGAGAUUUGUGUGAGGACUGUCUGCGCUCAUGAGGAGCUGCUUAAAGCUGACCUGUGCCGGGACCAGUUCUCGCGGUGCGGCGUGGCGGCGCUGGGUGGCCACUGUGGCUCUAUGGGGGGCAGCUGUGGCAAGAGCUGUGGAGGCUGUUGAACACGUCUGCACCGAGAGAUCAGCCCUAAUACUGCCAAAUCACCUGGACCUCCAGUAUCCAUGGUUACCAUCCUUUUACUCCAGGGUUUGACUUUAGUAUUACUACUUCUCGAACCCCCUCCCCAUCCACUACACACUUAAGUAAAUAUGCAAACACAUAUAUUGUAUGUACGUGUGUAAAAUGGACUUCCAUAAUAUACAUGUACGAACAAAUCUACAUUUAUAUAUACACACCCAUGUAUUUACCUUUGUACUCAAAUGCUGAUGACUGUAACUUCUCACUGGUGCUAUGAAUAUUAAUACUACACUGGUGCUAGGGAAGGCAGCAUAGAGGUCCUUGCCAUGCACAGAACCAGCUAAAGGAUGUCAGAAUUUCUGUUUGUGUGUUUGUGUGUGUUUUUUUUUUGCCUUUAUUGUAUCAUGUUUUACUUUGUACUGUAUUUGUGAUGGCAAGCAGAGUGCCAGUAAUGAUCAUCCAGUCUGAUGGCCACUGUGACCUCACAGACCUCAGCCAAUGAGGCGUCAGAAAGCAUUCUUACCAAUUAUUGAUCAUCAGCCAUCGAUCAGCAUUUUCUGUUUCUGUUGUGUCCCAACCUUCAACCAUCAGACUUUAAGUGUUAGCCGAUCAGAGAAGAAGACGUAGUUGUGCUUGGUGAAUGCAGCCGAUAUGCUGUUCCUGUACUACUGUACUGCUUCAUAAAAACAUAAAUGUGUUCUUGUUUUUUUUCCACAA